Messenger RNA from Truncatella angustata, 2134 nucleotides. RefSeq lists its product as uncharacterized. The record is from RefSeq and is a predicted model, not a curated record. The coding region runs from base 471 to 2009 and encodes 512 amino acids. The transcript is spliced from 6 exons. Lineage: Eukaryota; Fungi; Ascomycota; Sordariomycetes; Amphisphaeriales; Sporocadaceae.
AGAAGAAUAUCGGUAUCACAACAUAUGCCAAUGUUUAGCCGUUGCGUGACGGUGUGAUGAAAAUCAUGGUUGGCAAGUGAUAAAGACUGAUUCCAAGCAGGCUAGGUUUGCUAGCAUGCAUUUGGUUGGUUGCUAUGGACAGUGCAAGGCUACGGAUAUCGACUUCUCGUGUGUCACCUUCCAACCUUAGAGCGACUGCAUGAGGCAUGCGAGCCUGUCGAUACAAAUGUGGUGGCGGCGUAUAUGCCAGCAGGUAGCCCACUGCAUCAUAGUGUAACAUACCAUGGUUUCCGACAUGAGGAGCCUGUUCGAAGACAUUUGCGAGGUCUGAUACUCUUUGAGUUUCCUAGCUAGCUUUUGAAAAUCUGGGCGCUGUGCAGCCCGACCCUAGAUAUUUCUCACUUCCGUAAUCAGAUCUUAAGCAGGAAUCCACGCAAAAGUGAGACUACUUGUGAUCGGCACAUACCGCUAUGGUGCUAAGCGAUAAAGACCUCGCGAUGGUAUCGCAGUCAAACGGCAAUCAAACUCGUUUCCAUCGACGUGCAAGGGACAGCAAGUACUUCUCGCCAGCAGAGAAGUCGGCAUUGGAUAUCGACAAUUUUGACCAUCUCGGUUCCCUCUGGAAUUCAGCCGUAGAUGCACGGAGAGACUAUGACUCUGCUCACGCUCAUGGACAGAAGAGAAUAGCCCAGAAAUCGCGAGACAUCGUAGCUUCGGCUUAUGAGGUGUUUCGCGACAUUGCCCCCAUGUUGGAACUUGUCAUAGAGAUUAGCGCUCCUUACGGAGCUAUCGCUAUUGGCACGAUUUCAUUUUUUCUCAUGGUUGCGAAUAACAGGAACAGUAUGGAAACUCGGAUAAGAGUGACAAUGACCACGAUCAAGGACAACAUGCCAAGUAUUCAACUAUACCAACAGAUAUACAACGAUCGGCAUCAACUCGAUAAGCAACUGCAGACCAAAAUCCUGAUGGCCUACGAGGUUAUGAUGAGAUUCUGUAUGGAAACAACCAACUUCUAUAAGAUGAGCGGAAUGCGGCGUUGGGUCCAAUCGUUGAUGGAGUCGAACGAAUUGACAACCCUAUCGUGCGAUAUGCAGAGCGCCUUCAAUGAAGUCAGACUUCUUGCAGAAGUGUUACUAAGCAAGAACGUGAACCUUCUCAGAAAGGAAAUUUCAGAUUUGAGACGCGAGAAUAAGCGCCUACAGGACUCAGCCGAUUGGAGAAAGCUCGAAAAGAUUCAAGAGAGCUUCGGUCUGGAUAGCUUUUCAGCGGAGCACCACGAAAAGAUGCUGCAACGAUACAAAGAUGAGCUUUCGGUUCAAACUGAGCUGAAUGUACCCUUCCUGGAGAAUCUCCACGAGCCAAAUCAUAAGACUCUUCUAGAGCAUAAUGACUUCAGAAUGUGGCAACAGUCAAGUCAGUCGCAGAUGCUCCUUCUCGUGGGCUACAAUGACAGAUCGCUUUACAAUUCUGCGCACUGCUGGGUUUCACCUCUGACCAUGCACAUCACAAGCAGCACCAUGCGCCCUGAAUGCCUUUAUGCUGUUUACGUCGUCGGACUCCAGGACCAGGAAUCGAUAAAGAGUAUUCUGUGUACGGUAUUUUUGCAGUUGCUAAGACAGCGUUCCUCAGCGCUCCAAGCUGAAAAAAGCUACGCAGAACUGCUUACCACAAUUCAGGAAGAAAAGACAAUGGAUGGCGAUGUUCGUGAAGCAACUGCAGGCUUGGUCAAAAUUGCCCUCCGGGUAAUGAACAUUCUUGGUGAAUCAGAGCCUGUCUGGAUCAUCCUGGAACGAGUUGAUAGGUGUAGAUUCAAGGCAUCGACGAGGCCUUGUGAGCAACUGCUGCAAAUAAUGGUUCAUUUAGUCGAGUCAUCGAAGGCAAACGUACGUGUUCUAGCUACUGUGAAUGGAUACGAUUGGCCAGUUGACCAGCAGGAUGAUGCCUUAGAAAAGAGGGAGCCUGAGCGUGUUGUGACACAUGUGGCAAAACAGAGACAAGUGUUUGUGUGAUGGAGUAGUACAAUGUUAGUGGUGGUCAUGGAUUUUAUAACCUGCUUAGGUUUGUUAAGAGGUUGAUAGAUACAAAAAGAUUCAAUCUCUUACAUAGCUCUGAAUGAAGUAAACAAAAUUCUCGC